Gadus chalcogrammus (walleye pollock) is the source of this 835-nucleotide messenger RNA. RefSeq names its product alpha-tectorin-like. Gene Ontology annotation, biological process: neutrophil migration. The transcript has 6 exons. Gene Ontology annotation, cellular component: cell surface; apical plasma membrane. Lineage: Eukaryota; Metazoa; Chordata; Actinopteri; Gadiformes; Gadidae. The record is from RefSeq and is a predicted model, not a curated record. Bases 122 to 835 code for a protein of 237 amino acids.
GUUCCCAGAUAGAUUCACACGUUUGGAGCUAAAGAGAGCUGGGGCCACCGAAGCAGCGCAGACGGCCCAGGGUUUGAGUCUACAGAAGCCAACAGGUUGAGUUGUGAGAGAGGGAGAUAGAAUGAGAGCUGUGGGCUUAGUGUGGUGCGCCUGCUUGGGGCUGGGCCUGAUGAAGGCCACCUGGGCCAACUCUCUAUCGGAGCCUGAAGACCAAGAACUCAACGAGACAGUGGUGUGCACCAACAACCGCAUGGACGUUCUCAUCCCCAAGGCCUUCUUCCUCAACAAGGUCCCCCCUGUUUACGUCUGGGAUUUACAUCUGAACGAGCCGGCGUGUCGGGGCGUGGAGACGGGAGAGGACUAUGUGUUCAGCAUCAAAAACAACCUCUCGGACUGCGGGACGGUGAUGGCAUACGAUGACACACACAUCAUGUUUAGCAACACAAUCCGCAACAACGAUUCGGACAUCGUCACCAGGAACUACAUCAACAUCACCUUUGUGUGCCGCUACCCCAAAAACUACAUGGUGCAGCAGCCCGACGGAGAGAACUGGUCCGGAACGAUCACCCUGACCACGGAGGACGGGAACUUCUCUGUGUCCAUGCUACUGUACAAGGACCGGGCCUUUGAGGACCGGUGGACCACGGUGCCCUCCCUGACCUUGGAGGACGACAUCUUUGUCAAGAUAUUCAUGAUCCCAGCUCACUUGACGCUGCGUACGGAGAGAUGGGCCACCCCCACCAGUGACCCUUACAGCAACAUCCAGUACACCUUCAUCAAGGACAGGUCGGUCAGCCCCGUCCGGGGCCCCUGGCGGUGGACUGGACUGCGUUGA